This is a messenger RNA of Zea mays, 963 nucleotides long. RefSeq lists its product as uncharacterized. Lineage: Eukaryota; Viridiplantae; Streptophyta; Magnoliopsida; Poales; Poaceae. Gene Ontology annotation, molecular function: calcium ion binding. The coding region runs from base 121 to 756 and encodes 211 amino acids. The transcript has a single exon. Gene Ontology annotation, cellular component: trans-Golgi network membrane. The record is from RefSeq and is marked provisional.
AUGUCAUAUACGUACUGAUACAGGGCGUGCCGACUUUCCAGGGCGCCAAUUCCCCUCCAAGAUCCGUCUUCUCCGGCCGCUCCACCCAAUUCGUCGUCCUCCCCGCCUCCGGAUCUGAACAUGAGCGACGCGACCACGGCCCCCGCCACCGGAGCCGGGGACCACGUUGUCGAUGCCGCCGCGCACAAGCCGCCGGCUGCCCCGUCGCCGGACAUGGCAAGCAUCAGACGGGGCGGGAGCUCCGUGACCGAGACAGUCACCCAGGCAACGCAGCAGCAGCAGUCGCGGCUGGACGACGACCAGCUGGCGGAGCUGCGGGAGAUAUUCCGGUCCUUCGACCGCAACGCCGACGGCAGCCUGACGCAGCUGGAGCUGGGCUCCUUGCUCCGGUCCCUGGGCCUGACGCCCAGCGCCGACCAGCUCGACGCGCUCAUCACCCGUGCCGACACCAACUCCAACGGCCUCAUCGAGUUCUCCGAGUUUGUGGCGCUCGUGGCCCCCGACCUCCUCCAAGACCGGUCCCCUUACUCGGAGGACCAGCUCCGCAAGCUCUUCGCCAUCUUCGACCGCGACGGCAACGGGUUCAUCACCGCGGCCGAGCUGGCGCACUCCAUGGCCAAGCUCGGCCACGCGCUCACCGUCAAGGAGCUCACGGGAAUGAUCAAGGAGGCAGACACCGACGGCGAUGGCCGCAUCAAUUUCCAGGAGUUCUCGCGCGCCAUCACCGCCGCCGCAUUUGACAACAUCUUCUCCUGACCGACCGACCGACCGAGGCCGCAAACAGGAUGCGUUGUGUCGAUCAUCGAUUCAGUUCUUGGUGAUUCUCAGUUUUCAAUUUGUUCGUCUUCUUUUGGGGAGAUUAAUUUAGGAAGCUAUAGAUGAGGUGAGGUGUUCUUAUGAAUAACAGAUCAAACAAAAAAGGAAUCAAUUUAGGGACAAAUUACAUGCAUGGUUGAUUGUGUU